AUGCUCGAGCGCACGGCGGGAUGUCUUGAAACAGGCAGUCUGCGGCGCCUUCUACCAGGACCAAAACACUUAGCCAAAAGUCGUCGCGCACUUCAUUCGGGAUUCUGGACCCACGGUGCAAUUGAGCUUGAGCUCUCGCCGUUAUGGCAGCUCAUGUUACAGGGACCUGAUUCUAUCGAGGGCUCGAACUCACGAUCGCCCAACGAUGGAACUGUGAGCGAGAAUCCUGGCAUCUUCUUGGAUUUUCUCUAUCCAGCCGGUACCCUCAGAUUCCUACGGCAAUAUCCAGGGAUGGGCGUUGAUAGACAAGAUGGGAAGAGGGCCAGAUUGGGAUUGAGAAGUCAUGGCUAUCGGCUCUACUCAUCUUCUGCUAAGAAACCUUCGUUAGCAUUGGUUCCAGUAGAUGUAGAGACGAAAGGAUCCACCGAGAUUAAGAAGCGUCCUAUUAUACAUGAGGCGCCUGACGAUGCAGCAACCAUUGCAACUGUUCUAGGAAUAACAACAUCAUCCCGAUACGAAGAGGUAUGGCGAAAAUAUCGGCGUCUGGAAUUUGGGAGCUGGGCCGAGGAGCGAAUUCGAAUCCAAGUCUUAGAAUAUAUGGCUGCUUCAAAUCGGAUAGUAGAUGCGGAGAGGGCCACUUCAUUAUUCGAGCGAUCUGAUGAACGUCGAGAGAAACCAGAGAUAUACGAGAUUGUGAUUCGUACUUAUUUGAGACUGCAGAAUUUUUCGAGAGCGAAUGAACUUUACCACUACUCCCUCGAAAAGUUCAACACAACGGCUGGAGGAUCAGAUAUUAUGUUACAUCUCAUGACAAAUAAUUUAUGGUCGCAAGCCUUCGCUCUCUGGACAGAAGUGCAGCUGCAUGAGAAUCUUGCCGGUCCACGUUAUGAUAUGUUUAAAAGUCUACAUCACAUAGAAGACCUUCCAAACAAAGCUUUACUUCUAGCAAAGUAUGUCAACAAGUCACUCCGCCUUCCCACAGAAGUUGAAACUCUACCAUCUGAAGCCCUCACGAAAUUUGCCACGGCAGUGAUCACGUCAGCUCUACUAAGUGCCAAACACUUUUCAUAUGCUACAUUCUGGCCUCUUCUAAGGCAUAUUCAGCACUGGGGAACUGAGUCUGUUUCUCUUUAUACACAGGCAACAAGCAUGCUACUGUCUCUUGGUCAACUAAAAGCAGCAAUCGUUCUUUACAGGCAGGCCCGAGUAAGCCCAAUGAAGAAUCUCUUACUUCCAAGAUCCAUGUUACAAUCCGUACUGCAAAUAUUUUUCAAAAAUCAUGAUUUGAUUGGGGUCCAAGAAGUGUUUGCGGAUAUAUUUCGCUUCAAUCAGACUUUAGAUCGAGCGUCGCACAGGAGAUGCAUGGAUGAAUUUGCACGCCACGGAGAUGCUGACACUGUUCAUGCCUUGUUUGAGCAGUUUGCAGAAAAGUAUAUGCGAUUAGAAAGUGAAUCUGCAACAACUCCUAAUCCUCUGGCAUCAGCCGACGAUAUGGCUCCUCUCUUACAUGUUCACGCAAGGCGGGGAGAGCCCAAAAUAGUCCUCGAGGUAUUCAAAAGUAUUCGAAAGAAAUAUCGUCUUAAGCCGACCAUAACAUGCUGCAACAUUCUCAUCAGUGCUUAUGCACAGGUUGGCCAAGUUGAUGAUGCCUUGGAGACUUUUGAAUCUACUGUCACAAAACGAAAACUUCAACCAGACGACUACACAUUUGGAACACUGAUGGGGAUGUGUGCCUCGCGUGGUGAUCUCGAAAACACCAUUGAGCUGUAUCGGGUGUCUGCUACUUAUGGAGUUGAGAAGAGUGCAGCUAUGGUUAGCACUCUCGUGACUGCCUAUUUGGCAGGCGAUCGAUUGGAAGAAGCUGAAACCAUAUGCGAAGAGGCCGUGAAUUUAAAGUUCUCGGAUUCACGAACCCGCAUGUGGAAUUCUUUGCUUGUUGCUUGGGCGUUGCGUUAUGACCUCAUCAACGUUAAUCGAAUCCUUCAAAGAAUGUCUAAGCUUAACAUAGAGCAUGACGGUGAUACUUAUGCCGCUCUCAUGCAAGCGCUGGCUAUGGUAAAACAACCUGAACGUGCCUGGCAAAUUUUAGCAGAAGUUAUGCCAGAAGCUGGUAUACCUGCCACUAGUCUUCAUUAUGCGAUUGUGAUGGGUGGCUAUCUUGCUGCUAAACGCUACAGGGAUGUUUUUGUAAUCCAAGAUCGAAUGCUUGAGCAAAAAAGAAUGAAAACUGCAAGUACAAAAUUCUUGGAAUUAAGAGCUGCAAUUCACGCAGCUAGGCUUACUUGGGGAGACCCACACGGUGCCACGGAGAUUUUUGAACAAGUUGUCCAAACAAUCAAUCCCCGCGACAUGAGUGACAAAGUCAGGAAAGGUAUCCAGCACGAGCCACUUGAUAUCGCUUUUCCUACCACGUUCUUUGGGUAUAUUGUAUUCGUGCUUUCCAAAAACAUGGAGAUAACAUCCGCUAAGGAUAUGCAUCAACGUUUCUUGAGAUUGCUACCAGCCGAUAGAAGAGACACACAACCCGGGAAUAUUACCACUGCUUUGAUGUCACUAAAACUUCAAGAGUUGGAUUAUGACGCCGUAGAAGAUCUGUGGCAGCAGUUCGUGUCCGAUACUAGAAAGCGAGCUCAAUCCCUUCGGCUUUCAAAAUCACUUUCUCGUACCAAUGAUUCCGAAAAGGCAGAAGUGGUUGAAGGUGAGGUCGGCCAUGCACCUGGAGAGGGCGUUUUGGAGGAUACCAAAGUCGAUGAGAGCAAGGAGCCAAUUAAGGCAGCACAUAGACUCGCUCUGACAAAAGCCUUGCAUUUCUACAUGAUGGCUCUUGUAAGGCAAGGGAAAAUCAACGUUAUGAUACGAACUGUUAACGAGAUUACGGAUAUGGGAUUUCAAUUAAGCAAUCAAAAUUGGAACGAAUAUAUUCAACAUCUUACCAAGUUUCGACAUUUUAAACUAGCAUUUAAGAUAUGCGAAACGGUUCUUAUGGAUCAUUGGAAGGGAUGGGCGAAGCUGAGAGCUCUAACAAGCGAGAAGAACAGAUUACCUUUGGAAAUCAGGAGGAAGGGAAAGCUACUGACGUCUCUACGUCCAGAAUACCGCACAUUCUUGUACCUUACCAAAGGAUUCCUUAAUAUACAAGCUAUGGCGGCGGAAUCAAGAGCUAAUCGGCUUUUACUAAAUGAUUUGGAGCAUGAUUGUUCAAGGACACUGAAUGCUAUCAAAACAAUGGUUAGAACGGGAGAUUCUCUAGAACGAGAAAUUUUGGGGUGA
Molecule: messenger RNA, 3270 nt
Organism: Botrytis deweyae
Lineage: Eukaryota; Fungi; Ascomycota; Leotiomycetes; Helotiales; Sclerotiniaceae
Exons: 1
Coding region: 1-3270 (1089 amino acids)
Molecular function (GO): protein binding
Source: RefSeq, a predicted model, not a curated record